AUGAAGACAGCAUCCGUAUAUACCCCAUACGUCGCUCAUAAUAAAGUAUUCUCUGAGAAACAAGAACAGCAGCUGUCAAGAUAUAUAACACAUUACGCAGAAAUAUAUUUUGGCCUUUCUCCUAAAGAGGUACGUAAGUUAGCUUUUGAGCUGACUACCAAAUACAAUCUCAAGCGGCCUGGUACUUGGGAUGAGAAUGAAAUGGCAGAUGAGGAAUGGUUUCGUUCAUUCAUGAAUAGAAAUCCUUCACUGUCUGUUCGUGUGGCUCAAGCUACUAGCCUUCCAAGAGCAACAAGCUUUAACAAAACAAAUGUGGAAGCUUUUUAUGACAAUUUGCAAACUGUUAUGGACAGGCACACCUAUGAACCACAGGAUAUAUACAAUGUUGACGAAACAGGCGUCACUACCGUCCAAAAACCUGAUAAAGUCGUAGCUAGACGUGCCAUACGAUAA
Messenger RNA from Onthophagus taurus, 453 nucleotides. The record is from RefSeq and is a predicted model, not a curated record. NCBI's taxonomy places the organism in Eukaryota, Metazoa, Arthropoda, Insecta, Coleoptera, Scarabaeidae.